Candoia aspera is the source of this 3336-nucleotide messenger RNA. It is a transcript of the gene MFSD1, whose product is annotated as major facilitator superfamily domain containing 1. Bases 16 to 1581 code for a protein of 521 amino acids. Lineage: Eukaryota; Metazoa; Chordata; Lepidosauria; Squamata; Candoiidae. Gene Ontology annotation, biological process: transmembrane transport. Gene Ontology annotation, cellular component: lysosome. The record is from RefSeq and is a predicted model, not a curated record. The transcript is spliced from 17 exons. Gene Ontology annotation, molecular function: transmembrane transporter activity.
GCGGGGUUGGCCAAGAUGGCGUUGCUGGAGGAAGAAGAGAAGGCGUUGCUGGAUGAGGACUCGCGGCCCAAAGAGCUUGGCGGCCCUGCGCGAAAGCCCAUGCCGGCGUUGUGCGACCCACAGCGGCUGGCCCACAGGCUGCUGGUGCUGGCGCUCAUGUGCUUUCUGGGCUUCGGCAGCUAUUUUUGCUAUGACAAUCCAGCAGCUCUGCAGACUCAAGUUCAGAGGGAUAUGAAAGUAAACACAGCUGAAUUCAUGGCACUGUAUGCCUGGUAUUCCUGGCCUAAUGUGAUUCUCUGUUUCUUUGGAGGCUUUAUGAUAGACAGAGUAUUUGGAAUAAGGUGGGGCACAAUAAUAUUCAGCUGUUUCGUCUGUGUGGGACAAGUAAUUUUUGCUGUGGGAGCAAUAUGUAAUGCUUUUUGGUUGAUGGAAUUUGGCAGAUUUGUAUUUGGGAUUGGUGGUGAGUCCUUAGCAGUGGCACAGAAUACCUAUGCUGUGAGUUGGUUUAAAGGAAAAGAAUUAAAUCUUGUUUUUGGACUGCAACUCAGCAUGGCUAGAAUUGGGAGCACUGUGAAUAUGAAUAUUAUGGGAUGGGUGUACUGGAAAGUUCAAGAUAUGCUUGGUUCUACAGGCCACACCACUCUUGGCAUAGCACUCUUGAUAGGUGGUACAACAUGUAUCUUUUCACUAGCUUGUGCUCUUGUUCUUGCUUAUCUGGACAAAAGAGCAGAGAAAAUUCUUUGCAAAGAACAAGGGAAAACUGGUGAAGUGAUAAAAUUAACUGAUGUGAAAGACUUCUCGUUAUCGUUAUGGCUCAUAUUUAUUAUCUGUGUUUGUUAUUAUGUGGCUGUCUUCCCUUUCAUUGGACUUGGAAAGGUUUUCUUCAUUGAGAAAUUCAAAUUUUCUUCUCAAGAAGCAAGUGCAAUUAAUAGCAUUGUGUAUGUCAUAUCAGCCCCAAUGUCCCCUGUUUUUGGAAUUCUAGUAGAUAAAGUUGGAAGGAACAUCACAUGGGUUAUCUGUGCAGUGGUGGCAACUCUAGCAUCUCACAUUAUGUUGGCCUUUACUUUCUGGAACCCUUGGGUUGCAAUGUGUUUGCUUGGAGUUGCGUAUUCCUUGCUUGCCUGUGCCUUAUGGCCUAUGGUAGCUUUUGUUGUUCCAGAACACCAACUGGGAACUGCUUACGGCUUCAUGCAGUCAAUCCAGAACUUGGGUCUUGCGAUCAUUGCCAUUGCUGCUGGUAUGAUUCUGGAUUCCCGGGGAUACUUGUUCCUAGAAAUUUUCUUCAGUGCUUGUGUGUGUUUGGCCCUCAUCGCUGUAGUCAUGUUGUACUUUGUGAAUUUGUUCAGAGGAGGUGAUCUUAACUGGUCUGCAAAGAAAAGAGAAAAAUUACAGAAGCUAGCCAUGGCUCAAGCAAAAAGACGGGAAAAAAUCAGACGUCAGAAUGAAGAUGAUUUAGUGAAAUUACAACCCAAGAAUGACUUUAGUUUGAGGAAUAGGUAUCUCUGCAGAUUAGGUGCUCAGCUACCAGCCAACUAUGUUUGCCACUUAUCUGCACUGGCACACAGAAGUGUGUUGAAAUAGCAGAGUUGUGUCAAGACAUGGACAAACAAAAUAAGAAAUUGUAUCAACACAAGACCUCAUUCUUCUAUAGCAGAGAACGACAUAUAGAAUGACAACAGAACACUAUUUAGUAAUUUUCUGCAAACAGAAAUAAUAGCUGAUCUCUUAGAAGAUUUUAAAGAUCCUACGUUGAACUCUACUAUAGUGGAUGGGUAGGAAUUUUUUAAAAUGGUGUUCAUGGAUUUUUAUCUAUUUGCUUCUUUGCUUAGAACCCACAUCUGUUUAUAACAUUAAACUUAAGGGACAGUUCAGAUUUGGUACACAAUUACCUAAUAUAAUUGUAUACCAGAUGUACACUGUGCUUGUUUAUCCAUGCAUCAGAAUAAUUACACUGUGUCUCUGUAAUGGACAUUACAUUUUUGUUCUAUGUUCUUUCACUCUAAGAAAGAGAAGUAAUAGAUAUUAAUGAAGUAGACUAUUUCUAUGAAAUGUAUAGCUUUUAGUAAAUUUUUUAAAACUUAUUUUAAAACUUUACAAUUUUUUUUCAGUACAGUGAGCAUGGACUGAACAUAACAAAAAUUAAGAUUAACAUGACAAAAAUUAAGGUACUGCAUAAAUAUUUCAGGUGUUACAUUACCUUUAAAAGCCUUUAUAAAAAUACAAAUUAACUAAAAGUGGCUAUCACAAAAAGAAAUUAAAGUUAGGUAUUUUUGUUUUUUAUGUUGAUAUAAUACAGAAAGUUUCCUGUGGAAAUUGCUCAUUAUCUGUCAGUAUAUUUUCUUAGCAAGGGAAUUGUAGAAAAUAUGUAGGAGAAAGUUUGAAAAGUAAAACUUCACAGUUCAUUGCAAUAAUAAAGUUAUGUUUUUGUAUCUGUAAGUGAAAUGGGUUACAGUCAGCAGCAUUCUUGGGGAAAUCAAAAAAGUCAAGAUGGUGGUCAUGACAGCAUGAUGGAAGCUGUGCCCCUUUGCACGUAAGCUGAUGUUGCAUGCACAAUGGGGUGGGGCUGGGUUUCAAUUGCACUGCCUGCUCUUUUUUUUUUUUUUUUUUGACCCUACGCCCAGCAGAUACCACUGGUUACAGUCCAAUUGGAAACUAAGCUUGGUGUUGUAGUUUUAGACCACUACAGUAGGAGAUCCUUUAAUACGAGGUUUGUCUUGGAUAUAUAGGGCUGGAACUGGACUUGUAUUACAAAUAGAAGUAUUUUACCAAGCCAUUUGGAACAGUUUUUUCAGAGGUCAAAGCUUCAGGGGUAAAAAUGAGCAAAAACCUGUCUUCUCUCCAUCUAGGAGCAUUGCUCAAAGGAUGUCUGGUUCCAACAUUGGUACUGUCAUAUUAACAAUUAUUCUUGCUGAUGGUGUAUGUAAACUGGAUAUUUUUAAGUCUGAUAAUAGUUUUGAGCCCAGGAUAUUGUGCAAAUGCUCUUUCUGAAGUAUCUUAGUCUUCUUUUAUCUAAAAUAAGUCUCUGUUAAGUAACAGAAGCCUCUGUGGUGAGAAAUUCAGUGUCUUGAACCUGUAAUUUCGUUGAAGCUUCCUGAACAUGCAAUUUCUCUUUCCUUCACUAUAAAGGUAUAUUUUGUAAGAGACUGGUUGUGGAUAAACUGAUGAACUAGACUUCUAAGCUAGCUGAACUCAUUUUUAUUACUGGGAUGGAUUUCAUCAGGAAAACAAAAUGAAAAAUAUUUCAUAGAGAACUGCAAACUAAAAAAGGCUGUUCACUCAUUUGUACAUGUAAUUUGUUGCCUUUCCUGUUAAUAAAGUCCAGUAAGCACAACAAGG